Bathycoccus prasinos is the source of this 1476-nucleotide messenger RNA. RefSeq lists its product with no specific name. Gene Ontology annotation, cellular component: endoplasmic reticulum membrane. The transcript is spliced from 2 exons. NCBI's taxonomy places the organism in Eukaryota, Viridiplantae, Chlorophyta, Mamiellophyceae, Mamiellales, Bathycoccaceae. The coding region runs from base 1 to 1476 and encodes 491 amino acids. The record is from RefSeq and is a predicted model, not a curated record. Gene Ontology annotation, biological process: brassinosteroid biosynthetic process; sterol biosynthetic process. Gene Ontology annotation, molecular function: oxidoreductase activity, acting on the CH-CH group of donors, NAD or NADP as acceptor.
AUGGCUGCUGCUGGUACAUCCACUCGUGCGGCGCGUUCGUCGAGUCGUAGCAGAACGGGAGCGGGGAAAAAGUCGUCGAGGAAGUCUCCGUCCCCGACGCCGAAGAGCCGAAAGAAUAAAGGAAUAAAAAAGCCAUCGACGACGACGACGACGACGAAAAAGAAGAAGAAGAAGAACGCGCAAGAGCAAGAGCAACAUUGGGGCUCUGGCGGCGAUGCCGACAAGUACGGCGCCUUCAUCAACGCAGCCGGUAUCAUCUUGUUAAUCGCAACGACGCCGUUCUUAGCGGUGAUGAUUUGGGACGUGUUCGUCAACAGAAACGGAAGCGUUUCAAACCUCGUUUCGAGUAUAUCGAGGAAAACAUUCAAAGGAUACUUAAAAGACAUGCUUCCGUGGCCGACAAAAGACGCAAUCGUGCAUUUACUUUCCUACGCCACGUUCGAAGCGUUAUUGCAGUUGUAUUUACCUGGGAAAAAGCAUUUCGGUCCAGUUACUGCAAACGGGAACAUUCCCGAAUACAAAGCGAACGGCGUGUUGUCUUUGAUUACGACUUACGCGGGAUUCUUCGCCGCUUGGCAUUUCGGAUUAACCUCGCCAAAGAUUGUGUACGAUUUGUUCGGAGAAAUGUUAUUCGCGAUGUCCAUGUUUGCCAUAUUUUUCUGUCUCUUCCUCACCUUUAAAGGUUUGUAUUUCCCGACGGACUCUGACUCGGGAAGCAACGGUUCGUUUCUGUACGACUUCUAUUGGGGCACGGAAUUAUAUCCAAAGUUCGGUCCUCUCAACGUCAAGCAAUUCACGAACUGCAGAUUUGGUAUGAUGGCCUGGGCUCUUUUACCCGUCGUGUUUGCGUGCUAUCAAUACGAACGCGACGGAUUCCUCGCCGACUCGGUGUUGGCUUGCGUCAUUCUCAUGUGCUCGUACAACGCGAAAUUCUUCUACUGGGAAACUGGAUACUUCAAUUCCAUGGAUAUCAUGCACGACAGAGCAGGGUAUUACAUUUGCUGGGGUUGUUUGGUGUGGGUGCCUUCUUUGUAUGUAUCUCCGGCGUUGUAUAUUUCUUCAAUCAAACCGGCGGUACAGCUCGGAACGACGAAAUUUUGCGCCAUCGUCGUCGCGGGCUUGUUAUCCAUUUGGAUUAAUUACGAUUCCGAUCGUCAGCGACAAGAAGCGAGACGAACCAAAGGUAACAUGCUCGUUUGGGGCAAAAAACCACGAAUGAUCAAGGCGAAGUACGAAACUAUCGAAGGCGAAUCGAAAACGCACUUCCACUACUUGCCGGAGAUAGCGGCAUCGUUCUUUUGGACUUUGCCGGCUGGAUUCGAUAAAGUCGUGCCGUACUCCUACGUCAUCUUUUUGACGAUACUAUUGUUUGAUCGAUCCGUUCGCGACGACCGAAGGUGCGCUGCGAAGUACGGAACGUACUGGAAACAAUAUUGCUCUAUAGUGCCGUAUAAAGUCAUCCCGGGUAUUUUUUGA